This is a messenger RNA of Cladocopium goreaui, 1188 nucleotides long. The record is from the annotation of a GenBank genome assembly. Lineage: Eukaryota; Dinophyceae; Suessiales; Symbiodiniaceae.
AUGUUUGGGCGACUGCUCGCAGCGUGGCUUUGGUGUGACUUCAUUGCCCAUUUGAGCAUUCAGACUGGCGAAGCAGGUGGAACCAAAUUGGCAUCGGGGCCUUCGACGGAAAAGGCAACGAGCGAGAUCCUGCCUUUUCAAGGUUCGCAUCGGCUUCUGGGGGAGAAAGACAAGAAGGAAAGUGAGACAGGCUUGGAGUUCGUUGUACGAGCACCACUCUUACAAUCCAUUCGAGUUCCCUUCCCUAGUCCAAAAUCCAAGAGCAUCAAGAAGCAGAAGAAGGAGGCUUCAGAAUACAAGGUGACAGAGCAAGCCAGUCAAGAGACGAACGCAUGGGCAGUUUUCCCAGAAAAAUUGCCAUGGAUUUCCACAACGCCGGCAAGCAGAGCCCAGCGCAAGGUGGAACCAGGAAUUGCUAUGGACAAGCCUCUUGGGAUGCCUCCGCAGCCAAUUCUUCCACCAGCACCAUCUGCCGAAGUACCGAUGACGCUGACAGCGGAGGAGGAAAAGAUGUUGCAGCAUCUCAGAGGUUUGCAGGCCAUGGACAUGGACCUUACGGAGUCAAUGACACGAAGAUUGGAGGAGCUUUCCAUGAGGGAAGCGAAGGCUCAAUCCAGUCGAACAUUGACCCAUGGACAGUUGAACAAGCUCAACAAGCUCAAAGUGCAGGUGGCCACAGCUGCACAGAAGAUCAAGGACCUGGACCAGGAGUGGACAUCCUUUGUCAGCACUACGGUAGCCAAGGUCCGGCAGCAUGGAGAAAUGUUCCAAACAUGCAGAGCAGAUCUCAUGGAACAUUACAAUGCCAAGAUUCAAGAACUGGCCAAUGUGAAGCGAGAGAUGACUUUGGCAUCCCAAUCUUUGUUGGGACCUCAAUGGACAGAGCCAGUCAUCCCAGAGAUGCCAGACCUAGAAGUGCAAUUCGAAGAUUUGCAGACCACCAUGGAGAUGGAGGGGCAUGCAGGCCCCAUAGAUCUAACGGAAGCCAUGGAGGAGGAAGAGGAACUUGUGGAGCCAGAGGACAUGCUGCAGGGAGCAUCAUGCAAAGCACCACCACGAGCCCUUCGUCCCUUUCGUGGGUCAGGUUCGCCGAGCAAAGUGGCCAACCAUCAUCUCAAGGUGAAGGUGCAAGAUUCGAAAGACAGCAAGGAUGCCAAAUUCAAGGACAAGGAGAAAGAGGACAAGUGA